AUGUCCGCCGAAUCGCCCCCCAAAUACGUCUACAAAAUAGUGCCAACCGCGCCUCCAGAGCCCAUCCCCCAGGCGUUCCCACUCUCCGAUCUCGACCGGCAAGAUGGAUUCAUCCACCUGAGCACAGCUCAACAGGUCCCCCUUACUUGCGACAGAUUCUUCUCAAGCACUUCGGCCCUCUGGCUGCUCAAGUUCCAGCUCGACCAGUUCGCAGACCCGAUCAAGUGGGAGGACGAGUUCCCACACCUGUACGGCAACUUUGGCGGCAAGGAUGUUGUAUCCGUACAAAAGUUUGACAAGGCAGAGGGCCAGUCAUGGCCUGAGAGUAUGAGUGCUUCAUCUUGGCUUGAAUAG
Pochonia chlamydosporia 170 is the source of this 354-nucleotide messenger RNA. RefSeq lists its product as hypothetical. The record is from RefSeq and is a predicted model, not a curated record. The transcript is spliced from 2 exons. Lineage: Eukaryota; Fungi; Ascomycota; Sordariomycetes; Hypocreales; Clavicipitaceae. The coding region runs from base 1 to 354 and encodes 117 amino acids.